Molecule: messenger RNA, 2063 nt
Organism: Lagopus muta (rock ptarmigan)
Lineage: Eukaryota; Metazoa; Chordata; Aves; Galliformes; Phasianidae
Product: UDP-glucuronosyltransferase 1A1-like
Exons: 2
Coding region: 126-1001 (291 amino acids)
Molecular function (GO): UDP-glycosyltransferase activity
Source: RefSeq, a predicted model, not a curated record
UACCUUGUUGCAGGAUCAAAAGUUAUGAUAUAGCACAGACAGCUCAAAGAGCACAGGGCUGUUGCUGUUGCUUCAGAGCUGCCCGGAGUUUUCUUGCAGUGCAGCUCUGCCACAUUUCUGCAGGAAUGGCCCUGCUGCUUCCUUCUCAUCCACAAGUCUCAGUGUCACUGCUUCUGUUGCUGUCCGUGCUCAGCUUGGCUGCAGGUGGGAAGCUGCUGGUGGUGCCGCUAGAUGGGAGUCAUUGGCUCAGCAUGCAGGAAGUAUUGGACAAGCUCAGGCAGAAAGGCCAUGAAAUAGUUGUCGUUGCACCUGAAGUCAGUUUAUAUAUAAAGCCAACGAAUAAUUUUAUUAUGAAAAUGUACCCAGUCCCUUUCACGCAGCAAGAGAUGGAUGACAUGUUCCGGAGGACUGGUCAGGAUGUAUUUGCUGAAGGAUCCUUCUUGGAAAGAUUUAUUAUAGCAUAUCAAGGGUUGAAAAAUAGUUCUACUAUGUUCCUGUCUAUUUGUGAACAGUUACUGUACAACAAAGAACUUAUCAGAUAUCUUCAGGAGAGUAAGUUUGAUGCUGUCUUUACAGAUCCACUGCUACCUUGUGGGCAGAUACUGGCUGAGCAUCUUUCAGUUCCAUCUGUGCUCUACUUGCAGCAAAUGCCGUGUGGCUUGGAAUUUGAAGCCACUCAGUGUCCAAAUCCCCCUUCUUAUGUCCCCAGGAUAUUUACAGAAAAUACAGACCACAUGAACUUCCUCCAGCGUGUGGAGAAUGUCGUCUUUGAAAUAUCAAAUUUUUUUCUAUGUGAUGUCGUGUUUCAGCCAUAUGCAAAGCUGGCUUCUGAGUUUCUUCAGCGAGAUGUGACUGUGCCAGGUCUCUUAAGCAAGGCUUCCAUUUGGCUCAUUAAAUUAGACUUUGUUUUACACUAUCCAAGACCACUGAUGCCCAACAUGAUUAUGGUUAGCGGAGUAAAUUGUGCCCAGAAGAAGCUAACUCAGGUCUGUAAUGCCUAACAUGGUCUUGAUCGGAGGCAUAACCUGUACUCGGGAAAAACUGUUAUCAAAGGUUAGUUACCUUUUUAUUUUCCCCCUUACUUUCCUAUGGCUGCAUUGUUAGCUUCUACCACUUUCCUAGGCAAUGACCGUGUGAUAACAGAACGGGGCCAUGCUCUAGAACAUGCUGCCCAGCGUAACAGAGGAUGCACAAUCCCUGCAGUUCUUGAAGGCCACUCUGAAUAGGGCUCUGGAAAAUCUGAUCUGGAGAGUGGAAACCCUGUGUGUGACCAGGGGUUGGAACAGGGUGGGCUUUAAAGUCCCUUCCAACACAACCAUUGAAUAAUUUCAUAUUACUGAGAGACUACAAUAAUCAGACACCUUCAAUCAGAUCAAGGGAAAGGACGAAUAUUAAGUCCUCUCUCUCUGUUGUGCUGCACUGGAAGUACCUCAUUGUGUGGAUGAUGAAGUGUCCUGCAAACCAACCUGGGAUGGUGCUUCAGUCAUCAUCAGCCUCCCCAUUCCAGACAGACUCUUGAACAUCUCCUUCAAAUCCAGUGUUGGUCCAUAGGCCUUCUAGAGAUGAAUGUCCAGAGGGAGAGGCCAUGCCCAGAGAAGAGAGAGCAGCUGCUGCUAGGUGCAGUGUUGAUGUGGGCAUGACAGAUCUCCUGUGGAUGCAGAAGUUUCACCCUGAGGGAGGCUAUUAGAAGCACACCCACACAGACCUAUUCCUGCUUCCUUCCAGGGUCACACACCACUCUUCGUCUAAAGGGAACAGAUGGGGUGUAGCUGGUGGGAGCAGUGGCACCACCCACCCAUGGACUUGGUUGAACUCCAGUGCUGGCUAUCCAGCCUUUUAUCAAACCAAUGAUUAAACAUUUACCACACAGCAAUUACAUUAUAGAAGGAUCACAAUCUACGGCAUAGAGCAGACAGCUCAAAGAGCACAGGGCUGUUGCUGUUGCUUCAGAGCUGCCCGGAGUUUUCUUGCAGUGCAGCUCUGCCACAUUUCUGCAGGAAUGGCCCUGCUGCUUCCUUCUCAUCCACAAGUCUCAGUGUCGCUGCUUCUGCUACUGUCCGUGC